Messenger RNA from Sebastes umbrosus (honeycomb rockfish), 5961 nucleotides. RefSeq names its product PHD finger protein 3 (gene phf3). Gene Ontology annotation, cellular component: nucleus. Bases 187 to 5226 code for a protein of 1679 amino acids. The record is from RefSeq and is a predicted model, not a curated record. The transcript has 16 exons. Gene Ontology annotation, biological process: DNA-templated transcription. NCBI's taxonomy places the organism in Eukaryota, Metazoa, Chordata, Actinopteri, Perciformes, Sebastidae.
UAAACAGAAACCACGUGACGCUCCUCGCUGCCUGUCAGCUCUCUGCAGCAGCAGCAGCCACAGACGGCCGAGGAGUUGGAGGAAGUUACUGGCAGCAGCUGUGAGCUAGCAUGUAAACCUUUACACGAGUCUGGUUCAGCCAUUGCAAGUAAGAGAGAGUUUUCAUGCAGGAAGGCAGCAGCAUUCAUGGAUACUGUGGACACCUUUAACCAUUUAAUACCCAGUGACCAGUUGGACGACUCCCUGGUAACAGGUCAGAACCAGGAAUGUGAAGCCGGUAAUGAGUUUGGGCCCGGACUCCGACCGGAAGAUUCACUAAAGAACAUGCUCAGUGACAAAGACCCCAUGUUUGGAUGCGCAACCUCUCAGUUCAAUCUGCUGGACAAUGAGGACUCCACUUUUCAGGAGGUUGCUGGCUCAACAGGUCUCACUGAUGGUUCAGCAUCCACAGGCCUCAGCAGUGAACUGACAGUUGCAGACACCACACAAGUAAAGCAACCUGUUGGCAGGCGGAGGAAACGUCCAAGUAAUUCAGAAUACGAAUAUAGCAGUGGCCCAGAAUCUCCUAACACAUCCACCAACGCCAUGGACCGAGUACGACCAGGAAAGAAACCAGCGAACAGGCUACAGAAGUCAUUUCUUAUUGAGAAAGGAGUUAAAGGCAUCCAGCUGAAGAAAGAAUUAACUCUUGGAGGACGUGUUGAUGUUAAUGAUUUUAAUGGUGGGAUAUGGCUGAAGCCUUCCGUUGUAUUGAGACGACUGACAGUCACAAUUGCAGGAUUCAGGAUUGAGCUGCUUCCUGGACCCUCUUACACACAAAAUGUUGAAGCGAGCCAGUCUGCGUGCCUUGACGGUGUUUUUUCGUAUGCUGGGGACAUUGGGUUUGCUGUGCUGCCUGACGAUGCUGUCAAUGUACAGAAACCAACACCUGAGAAUGUGGCAGAGGUGGAAGUAAUAGAGAAGGGCUCUGCUGAUGAUGUAGCCCUUGGGCUGGGCCCGUAUGUGAAUCCUAACGACGUGCAGACCUCCAACGGGACUUUAAUGGGGAGUGCCUGCACGCAAGAGACAAAACUUGACAAUCAGAGUGUUCCUGAAAAGGAAAAGCCAGUCAGUGAAGAAAAAGACGACAUCAACGAGCCACAAAACAUUGAGAACAACAGAACUACUGUUAGUAAUCAGACUGACAAGGAAAAACAGAUUGUGGACAAAACACUGCUCAAGUCGAAACAAGAACUGACUUCUAACAAGAAUAAGGACUUGGUUUCAGGUAAACCAAACAACAUGAUUAAGGGACAUAAAGUAACCCAAAACAUGCCAUCCAAAGUCCAAAGAGGAGACCUGCACAAAAUGAAAUCUCUGAAGGAAAAGAAAGAUGUUUCACCUUUGAAAAGGCCUGCAGAAAUCACCCAAAGUGAGCAUGCUACUAAGAUGCAGAAGACACAGGGCACAGGAGAGAGUAAAGUGAAGCCAAAAUCACCAAGUACACCUAGCCCUGUAGUGAAGAGAAGCCCAUCAUCUGGCAACCGUGUGGAUCAGCAGGGACCAACUAAACCUACUCAUCCUCCCAAUAUCUCCAAAGUUGAAACCAGUAACCCGAUGCCCAGUCGUCCAGGCCAAUCUUUAAAGAUGCCUGAGGAAGGAGGGCAGAAACUGAAAAAGCCUGAAAAGAUCCUCCAAAGACAGAAAAGCAAAACUUCAAGAAGCAUCUCCGUGGAUGAGCCGCAGCUGUUCAUUCCAGACAACGCUCCUGUUGUGAAGAAGGAAGCUGCUGAGGAGCAACCCGCCAACAGUGAGAUUGUAUGGGAUGGAAACAACUGUUGUGGCCAGUGCAAAAAACACCACAAUAACAUGUUCAUGGUAGGCUGCGGACGCUGUGACGACUGGUUCCACGGCGACUGCGUUGGUCUGGACCUGACGAAAGUACGCGAAAUGGAGGAGGAGGACCAGAUGUACGUGUGCUUGAAGUGCUGUGAGGAGGAAAGCAAAAAGGUUGAGCCAGAGCCCCCGAUUGCAGCCAAACCAGAAGUUCAAGUGAAGACGGAGGUCCAGGAUGUUAAGCUGUCUCCCAAUCCCCAACCGGGACCGUCCCAGAAUAUCCCAUCAGGGGGGGUCAGACCAGUAAGAAAGGAUCCUGACAGAAGGCAGUCCUCAGAUGCCAGAGAAGGAGCUCAUAAAACAGGCUUUUAUCUGACAAAAAGUAAGACUCAAUCUUCAAAGAAACCGGUGUCUGUGGAGGCAAUCAGGCGAAGUGUGCGUGAUUCUCUGAAAGAAAUCCUUAUACAGAGGUUGAAGGAGUCUGAUUUGAGCGUCUCAGUGGAGAGGGCCUCUGAAGUUGCCAAGAAGACAGAGAGAGAGCUUUUUCACUUGUAUAAAGACACCGACAACAAAUACAAGAACAAGUACAGAAGCUUAAUGUUCAACCUCAAAGAUACUAAAAAUAAUGUCCUCUUUAAGAGGGUUCUCAAAGGGGAGAUUUCUCCUGGUAACCUAAUUCGAAUGAGCCCCGAGGAACUGGCCUCGAAAGAGUUGGCUGCUUGGCGACAAAGGGAGAACCGACAUACUAUUGAGAUGAUUGAAAAACAGGAAAGAGAGGUCGAGAGACGGCCGAUCACUAAGAUAACACACAAAGGUGAAAUUGAAAUUGAGAGCCAAGAACCAGCGAAGGCACCUGAGCCUGCAGAGCUUGAGCCUCCUCCUAAAGUGACUGAAGUCUCAGCGGAACCACCAAAAACCCCUGAGGACAAAGCCGAGAGCACCAACACGGAGAAAGACACCACCAGCCAACACAAGUCUCACUUAUUUGAUCUACACUGCAAAAUCUGCACAGGUCGUAUGGCGCCCCCUGUAGAGGAGGUACCAACCAAAGUGGUCAAAGUUGCUACUACAGUGGUUAGGAGGCAGUCCACGAAACCUGAAGAGACGAAGAGCACAGCGACACCCGCAAUCGACGACGAUCUGCACCUCACCGUUUUAGAGGAGAGCUUUCGAAGCGCUCACUCAGGCUAUGAAGCAAGGUCGGAUCAUAAACCUGGAAGAGAAGAAGAGGCCAUUUUCCUUUCCAACUUGGAGUCCCCGUGGCAAGGACUCAUUCAUAUGCACUCUGUGGCAAAGUUUGCGACAAAAGCUUUUCCCGUCUCAGGCAUUUUGGACAACCUGACUGAGGACCUUCCUGAUAGCAUUCAGGUUGGCGGAAGGAUAAGUCCACAGACGGUGUGGGACUACUUGGAGAAGAUACGGGCAACUGGAACAAAAGAGGUGUGCCUGAUUCGCUUCUCCCCUGAGACGGACGAAGAUGAGAUCUCCUAUACUCUUCUGUAUGCCUACUUCAGCAGUCGUAGGCGUUUCGGGGUGGUGUCCAAUAACCUGAAACAAGUGAAGGACAUGUAUCUCAUUCCUUUGGGAGCCACUGAAAAAGUUCCACAUCAGCUUGUUCCCUUUGAUGGGCCAGGUUUAGAAAACAACCGCGCCAACCUUCUCCUCGGACUCAUUAUUCGCCAGAGACCGAAAAUGGAUUUUCUUCCCGUGGAGAUGAAUGAAACUGCCAGGAUUAUUCCUGAAAUCAAGCCCAUCAUCGUUUCUGCAAAAGAAACCAGAGCAACAGAGGAGGAAGAGAAAAUCUUCCUUUCUUCCUUGACUACUCCACAUAAAAAAGAGAAGGACAAACCACUUAACACUACUGAAGAUGUUGAUGAGCCGAUUACAGAGGCUUUGGAAGAACCAUCUGCAUCAGAGGAGACCAGCAGUCAGGAACCCCAAAAACCACUGCGCUUUCUUCCAGGUGUGUUACUAGGCUGGGGAGGGGAAUUACCGCCUCUGCCAGAUCUUGGAGUUAAACAUGCAACAACAGCAGACGACAACCAGAACACGCGACCAGUUCCAAAGUCUGAGGCAUCAACUGGAAACUUGAAAAGUCCAACAACAACUGCUGCACAACGAGAGCGCUUUGUCAUCAAGAAGAGAGAAGCUAAACCUGUUAAAGCUGAACCGGAGCUAUCCGGCCCGACUGAUACAUCUGCUGCAAACAACUCAUCAGGAAAGGAUGCUGCAGUGGUGACACACAGUGCACCAGUCUCUCUGAAAGAUAAGCCUCCAGAUGUAUCGACUGAAGCAUUCCUGGCAAGCUUGUCUGCAGCUCAAAGCGGGACUGAAACGAGCAGCGCUGCCUCUGCAAACGAAGGCGAUGCAGGCCUUUUGUCUGACUCUGAAAAAGCACCGUCUGAAGGGAGCUCUUUGUCGCAGUCAGAAUCCCAGGCUGCACCAGCUCACACCAAUAGUUCAAAACCUCCUUUAAGUGGAAUAUUGAAAAAAUCUUCCGCGUAUUCCAGCGUGGAUGAAGAUAAAACAACGGUGAUACAAAAGGAUGAAGCCAGCCACCCAGCUCCUUCGAGUCCCAAACCCGUUCCCGUGUUGAGCAGCACUAGAAAUGAUCCGGUUACACUAUUUCACCAAGGAUUUUUACAGCUUUCUCAGGCCAAGAAGAAACCUGAGGAAGAAAAGCAAACAACUAUUCCAUCAUUCGCUGGUGAAAAUGAAGGUCCUGACAUGUCCCAAGCUUGUGCUACAGUAACUCAGACACUAUAUCCAACUACAGUCCAAGGACCACAAGCAGUGUGUUACACAGAAGCCUCUGAGCUCCAACACGACACAGUAAUGGCAUCAGCUCUCCCAGUAUACAACAGCGCUGCACCAAUCCCAUCACAGCAGCAACAGCCUCAGGUACCUGGCAGCUACGAAUACCCAACCGGUCCUCCUCCUGACACGUUCUCCAUCCCACACACCCAGCAUCAGAACCACAGUGCACCGUGGGCUCAGGACGGCACUUCACAAGCUCUCCCCGGACUUCAAUCGCAGUACGCCGAGAGCUACCCCGAACCAGCUGGCCGACCUCCAUCCCUGGCCAAAGACUAUAGGCGUCUAGAGGAGCGAUACAGUGACCCGUGGGAGAGGCCACGAACGACUGAGGAGAAAGACCACCACGGGAGGCACAGCCAUCAGAGGGACACUCAUCACGGGAAAAAGAGCAGACACCACGACCGGGAGAAAAAGCGCGACCGCAGCCACGACAGAGAGAGGAGUAGGCACCACGGACACUCAGACGACCGCUAUGGUGAGAAGAGGAAAGAGAGGCACCACAGCGAUGAUCACAGCAGCCGUCAUAAGGACAGACACCGACAUAGACGGGACUCUGAUUAUGAGAACGGACGGAGAAGUUCAAAAGACAGUUAAUUAUGUUGGGUUUUCUUUUAAAGCCUUGCUAGCAAGCGUUGGAGGCUCUAAGAGACUGUUGGCUUGUUGGUCACGUGGCUGGUUCAAAACACUUUGGCUGUAUUGGCUAACAGUGAAGUUGUUUGUUAUUUUAUACAGCGGUCUGCAGCUUAUACGCCAUUUCCUUCAUAGAAGUUCCUUUUUAUGUUAUUGACGGUGCAGCCAAAGUGAAAUAUCAUUUCAGUGGUAUUGUGAAGAACUUUGUAGACGUGUUCUCUUCAAAACCAAGAAGAACUGAAUAUUGGAACAAUUUCAAAAAUUUUAACCUUUUUAUUGUAUAUAUAUCUUGUUCAUAUUGAGCUGCUGUGCCGACCACAAAUGAUCAGUUAAUGUUUUCAGUCUCGUGGUACAAAAAUAAGUAUGGACCAUUUGGUGAACAUUUUUAAGUUGGCAUGAAUGUAACACAGAAAACAUUGAACUGAGGACCGUGAUCUAAACAGCAGCUUUGCUUUUUUUUCCCAAACUUAAAUUCUUUUAAAUUGCUUAAAUAUUUUAUAAACUUACUUUUUUUUGAAAAAGUAUGUACAUUUUGGCUUGUAAUAUACAUUAGAGAUGAAGUGUGCCUUUGCACUGUGUUUAUGUACAGUUCGUAAUAAAGCUAAUCCUUUUUUAUUAUUGAUUAUAAAAAAAAAAUCUUUUAUGUCUUUCUAAAUGUUUAAACGUAAAACCACCUGGAUACAGAAUUACCUUUAAAAA